AGAGGAGGAGGAGGAGGCGAGAGAAAGCAUCAGCACAGUCCACCCAGUCUCUCUUCGUUCCUCAUACACUCCCAGUCUGCAUGGAACAACCUUUCCUUCAUUGCUCCUAAAUGGACAUUUCUGAGGCAAUGUUUCACCAGUGAAGGCAGCCGCUGUCUCUCCAUUCCACAAGCUCCUACAUGCUGGAUUUUAUGAAAAGUGAGGAGAGGAGAGGAACUGGGGGAGAUCUCUGAAUAUGAGUGAGGAAGCUAAGGAGAAAGCAGGCAGCGGGAAAACAGCCCAUCGCAAGAAGAAAGGCAAGAAGUCUGAUAAUAAUGCCAGUUACCUGCGAGCUGCCCGGGCAGGGAACCUUGAAAAGGUUCUUGACUACCUCAAGUCUGGAGUUGAGAUAAACAUUUGCAAUCAGAAUGGUCUGAAUGCUCUUCAUCUGGCCUCUAAAGAGGGGCAUGUGGAGGUUGUUGCUGAGUUAUUAAAGCUUGGAGCCACUGUGGAUGCAGCCACAAAGAAAGGAAACACUGCUCUGCACAUAGCCUCACUGGCUGGCCAGACGGAAGUCGUCAAAGAGCUGGUCACUAAUGGAGCCAAUGUCAACGCACAGUCCCAGAAUGGCUUCACACCUCUGUACAUGGCAGCCCAGGAGAAUCACCUGGAGGUGGUACGGUUCCUUCUGGAGAACAGCGCCAGUCAGAGUAUAGCCACAGAGGAUGGCUUCACCCCUUUGGCAGUGGCCCUCCAGCAGGGCCAUGACCAGGUGGUCUCCCUGCUACUGGAGAACGAUACAAAGGGCAAGGUACGCCUGCCUGCCCUGCACAUCGCUGCACGCAAGGACGACACCAAGGCCGCGGCCCUGCUCCUGCAGAACGACCACAAUGCAGACGUCGAGUCCAAGAGUGGUUUUACCCCCCUCCACAUCGCAGCUCAUUAUGGGAACAUUAACGUGGCCACACUACUGCUGAACCGAGGGGCUGCAGUGGACUUCAUGGCUCGGAAUGACAUCACACCACUUCAUGUGGCAGCAAAAAGGGGCAACAGCAACAUGGUCAAGCUCCUGCUGGACAGAGGGUCCAAAAUUGAUGCAAAAACAAAGGAUGGUCUGACACCUCUUCAUUGUGGGGCCAGAAGCGGGCACGAACAGGUGGUAGAGAUCCUGUUGGACCGAGGAGCUCCUAUCCUGUCUAAAACCAAGAACGGCCUGUCGCCGCUCCACAUGGCCACUCAGGGGGACCACCUGAACUGUGUCCAGCUCCUGCUCCAACAUGAUGUGCCGGUAGACGAUAUCACCAAUGACUACCUGACGGCGCUGCAUGUUGCUGCACACUGCGGUCACUACAAGGUGGCCAAGCUCAUUGUGGACAAGAAGGCUAACCCAAAUGCAAAAGCUCUGAAUGGUUUCACUCCGCUUCAUAUUGCUUGCAAGAAGAACAGAGUCAAAGUGAUGGAGCUUUUGCUUAAACACGGCGCUUCCAUCCAGGCUGUCACAGAGUCUGGCUUAACGCCUAUUCAUGUGGCAGCCUUCAUGGGACAUGAGAACAUUGUCAAUGCAUUGAUACACCAUGGUGCAUCACCCAACACCACCAAUGUUCGAGGGGAGACAGCUCUCCACAUGGCAGCCAGGGCAGGCCAGGCAGAUGUAGUCCGAUACCUCCUGAAGAACGGAGCCAAGGUGGAGACCAAGUCCAAGGAUGAUCAGACAGCGUUGCACAUCUCCAGUCGGCUGGGGAAAGUUGACAUCGUCCAACAGCUGCUGCAUUGCGGUGCUUCUGCUAACGCUGCCACCACGUCAGGAUACACCCCCCUACACCUGGCUGCCCGAGAAGGACACCAAGAUGUUGCCGCCAUGCUUCUGGAGAAUGGAGCCUCGCUCUCAUCCUCCACUAAGAAAGGGUUCAGUCCGUUGCAUGUGGCUGCAAAGUACGGCAAGAUGGAGGUGGCCAAUUUGCUCUUGCAAAAGAGAGCCCCACCUGAUGCUGCCGGAAAGAGUGGGCUAACUCCACUGCAUGUAGCUGCUCACUACGAUAAUCAGAGAGUGGCACUGCUGCUGCUGGAUCAGGGAGCUUCCCCACAUGCUGCCGCCAAGAAUGGCUACACACCACUCCAUAUUGCUGCCAAAAAGAACCAAAUGGAGAUUGGGACCACACUGCUGGAGUACGGUGCCGACACCAAUGCAGUGACAAGGCAAGGCAUCAGCCCCAUUCACCUGGCAGCACAGGAGGGCAGCGUGGACUUGGUGUCCCUGCUGCUGGCCAAGAACGCCAACGUCAAUGUGUGCAAUAAGAGCGGACUUACACCACUGCACUUAGCAGCUCAGGAAGACAAGGUCAAUGUUGCACAGGUCCUUCUGAACAACGGGGCUGAUGCCAGCCCACAAACAAAGAUGGGUUACACUCCACUCCAUGUGGCUUGUCACUAUGGUAAUGUAAAGAUGGCAAGCUUCCUGUUGCAGAACCAUGCCAGAGUGAAUGGCAAAACCAAGAAUGGUUACACUCCUCUACACCAAGCAGCUCAGCAGGGCCACACCCACAUCAUCAACCUGCUGCUUCAGCAUGGAGCCUCAGCCAAUGAGCUCACCGUGAAUGGGAACACUGCCUUAUCCAUCGCCCAUCGUCUUGGUUACAUCUCUGUGGUGGAUACUCUGAGACCCAUGACGGACGAAAACCUGACUGCCAUGAGUGCAUCAGAAAAACACAAAAUCAACGUCCCAGAGACCAUGAAUGAGUUCCUUGACAUGUCAGACGAUGAAGGUGAGGAUGCGAUGACCGGUGACACGGACAAAUACCUGCGGCCUCAGGACCUUAAAGAGCUGGGGGAUGACUCCCUCCCUCAGGAAGGCUACAUGGGUUUCAGCAUAGGAGCCCGCUCAGCCAGCCUCCGCUCCUUCAGUUCGGAUAGGUCCAACACACUCAACCGGAGCUCCUAUGCACGAGACAGUAUGAUGAUUGAGGAGAUUCUGGCCCCAACAAAAGACACGCAUCUUGCUGUGACCAGAGACUACAGUUCGGAGUGUAUGCGGCGCUACAGCUGGACUCCAGACACCAUGGACCACAGCCACAACACUGUGUCCAGCCCCAUUCACUCCGGCCUCUCCUCCCCGCUCCCUCAGUAUGACUCCAGGUUCCUUGUCAGCUUCAUGGUGGAUGCCCGUGGUGGCUCCAUGAGAGGCAGCCGCCACAACGGCAUGCGCAUCAUCAUUCCUCCCAGGAAGUGCACUGCGCCCACACGCAUUACCUGUCGCUUGGCCAAAAGGCACAAGCUGGCUUAUCCCCCACCUAUGGUGGAGGGGGAGGGCCUUGUCAGCCGGCUGGUGGAGGUCGGACCUGCUGGCGCUCAGUUCCUUGGUCCUGUGAUUGUUGAGAUUCCUCAUUUUGGUUCAAUGCGAGGGAAAGAAAGGGAGUUGAUUGUGUUGAGGAGUGAUAAUGGUGACACCUGGAAAGAGCACCAGUUUGAUGCCAGACCAGAGGACCUCACUGAGCUGCUUGUUGGAAUGGAUGAAGAGCUGGACAGUCCUGCUGAGUUGGAAAAGAAGCGCAUUUGCCGCAUCGUCACCAGAGAUUUUCCACAGUAUUUUGCUGUAGUGUCAAGGAUCACGCAGGAGUCUAAUCACAUGGGUCCUGACGGAGGCAUACUGUCCUGCAGCACUGUAUCCAUGGUCCAGGCCUCAUUCCCACAGGGGGCUCUCACCAAAAGAAUUCGAGUUGGCCUGCAGGCCCAGCCUGUACCAGAUGAAAUGGUGAGGGCGGUCCUCGGAAACAGGGCCACCUUCAGCCCAAUCGUCACAGUAGAGCCCCGGAGGAGAAAGUUUCACAAGCCGAUCACCAUGACGAUCCCCGUUCCACCUAGAUCGGCAGAAGGCCAUCCCAGCGGUCACCGAGGCGACUCUGCACCAUGCCUGCGUCUGCUCUGCAGCAUCACAGGAGGAACCUCACCUGCACAGUGGGAGGACAUCACAGGAACCACACCUCUGUCCUUUGUAACAGACUGUGUCUCCUUCACCACAAAUGUGUCGGCCAGGUUCUGGCUCGCAGACUGUCACCAGAUUCCUGAGACGGUGAGUCUAGCGUCUCAGUUAUACCGGGAGCUGAUCUGCGUGCCGUACCUGGCCAAGUUUGUGGUGUUCGCCAAGAUGAAUGACGCCAUUGAGGCUCGGCUGCGCUGCUUUUGCAUGACAGACGACAAGGUGGACAAAACCCUGGAGCAGCAAGAAAACUUUGAGGAAGUGGCCCGGAGCAAAGAUAUUGAGGUUCUUGAGGGCAAACCUAUCCAUGUGGAUUGCUAUGGCAACCUGUCACCCCUCACUAAAAGUGGGCAGCAACUGGUUUUUAACUUCUACUCCUUCAAGGAAAACAGACUUCCAUUCAAUGUGAAGAUCAGAGAUAUGGGUCAGGAGCCAUGUGGCCGUCUCUCCUUCCUGAGAGAGCCCAAAUCCACAAAAGGCCUUCCACAGACUGCAAUAUGCAAUUUGAAUAUUACACUGCCAACCCACAAGAAGGAUAUGGAGUCUGAUCCUGAUGAUGAGACUGAAAAGCCAGAGAGACGUCAUACCUUUGCCUCCUUAGCUUUGCGUAAGCGCUACAGCUAUUUGACCGACCCAGCAGCGAGUCCUCAGAGUCCAUGUGAGCGAACAGACUUGCGCAUGGCUAUUGUUGCAGAUCACCUGGGUCUGAGCUGGACAGAGCUGGCUCGGGAGAUGAACUUCACUGUGGAUGAGAUCAACCACAUCAGACUAGAGAACCCUAACUCUCUCACAGCACAGAGCUUCAUGCUUCUUAAGAAAUGGGUCAGUCGGGAAGGAAAAAAUGCUACAACGGAUGCCUUAACUGCAGUGCUAACCAAAGUCAAUCGGAUGGAUAUUGUGACUUUACUGGAGGGCCCAAUAUUUGACUAUGGUAACAUUUCAGGCACAAGAUGUUUUGCCGAUGAUAACGCUGUUUUCCGGGAUCAGGCUGAUGAUUAUCAGAGCAUUCUAGCGGAGCUGCAGUCCCCCGCUGCACUGCGCUCCAGCCCCUACUUCCUGGAGCCUGAACUCCCCAUCACUCCCAACCCUUCCCUAGCCCACCAUCAGCAGCACCAUUACCCAGAACCAAACACCCCUUUCCAGGCUGACACCCAGCCUCAGCCCUCGCCUUGGAGUCCGGAGAUAGAGCCCAGUAACAAAGACCCAGACAGCCCCCCUAAAAGCCCCCCGAGACCAUGUGAGCUUGCCCUGUCCAUCUCUGCCUUUGAACUCCCUGAUCCUCUUCCCCCUAAGGUCAGAAAGCCUCACAUUGCUCUGAACGACCAGCUGCUUUUAAGCGAGGAGGAGGACAAGUCUGUUCAAGAAAUGGAGCCCACCCACAAGUCCAGGUCACACACCUUUCCAGCAAUGUGUGAAUUAGACAUUGACAUGGCAUACUCCACAUCUUCCCCUUCACUCUCAUCGGUGUCAUCAAUAACCCCAUCAUCACCUGAAAGAGUACAUGUGGGAGAUGGAGGAAUACAGAUAGAAGGUCUCAAUGGGGUUCAAGAGGAUGCAGGUUUGAAAGGAAGUGAAAAGGUAGUGACAGAAGAAAUACAGAAAGUUGUUGAGAUGGUUGCAGCAGAGUUAUCUGAGGGAAAUGGAUUAGUGGAAAAGUGGGUAGAGCAGGACUUGAUAAAGAAUGUGGAAAGAAAGUGUGAGAUGAUUAUAAAAGACAGGUCUAAGCUGGCAGAGAAAAAUAUGUUGGUGGAACAGAAGAAAGAGUUUGUAGAAGAAGACAAAGAUGUGAUAGAUGAGCAGUGUGACAUUAGUCAGGGUGGAUCUAAAAGGGCAGCAUGUGAGGAAGAGGAAGGUAAAGAUAUGCAGAUUGUCUCAAAAGAGCACCAGAGUCUGACAGAAACUGGACCUGAAGUAGAAAAAGGUGCAGAAGACACAGAGACUUUCAAAGAGGGUGUUGAUCAAACACUCGAGUUUCAAAACGUUGAUAGGAACUGUGGGGAAAUGGUCCAAAAAGGAGACAGAAUGGAUGACACUGUUGAAGAACUGAAGUUUAAAGAUGAAAAAGAUAUUUGUGUGACCUCAGAAGUGGACCUGGCAGCUGAGGACCAGACCGUACCUGACCUCUCCCCUCAGGCUUGGGUGGAGGCACUUGGGCAACUCCAGCCCAGUGAGUCUGGAUCCAAUGAGGACGAAGAGGAGGAGGGAGGCAAAGAAAUCCCAGAUGAGGCAUUAGGAACCUUGUUGGAGGAAAUGAGGAAAGAAGAAGGCUCAGAGGAAAAAGAGGAGGAGGAAGAGAAGACUGAAUCCAGGGAUCAGGAGAGUCCUGAACAGGUUGAACAAGCAGAAAAAGACCUGUGUUCACUUUCAGGUUGGCACAGCGAUUCAUCCAGUGUCAAUGUGGAGCCACCAACGCCAGGCCGCAGUGUUAGCUCAGACCUGCUCGACAGACGGGAAAGCCAAGAGAACUCUAGUGACUCCAUCACUUCCUCGUCGAGAGGUGAAUCAGGAAGGUCGCGACAGAACGGCGAUAACUCAAAGCACUCACCUCAGGACGGCUCAUCUGAAUCAUCAAAUGGCAAGAAGGAAGAGGGAGCACUAGUGUCGGAGAAAAAAGUCCAGCGGGUUAGUGUAGAUUCCGGAUCAGAGGAAGAACAGACCGUAACCACCAGAAUCUUCACACGUCGUCUCAUUUUAAAGGGAGAAGAAGCAAAGAAUAUCCCAAGCGAGUCUGUGACAGAGGAACACUACAUGGACCAAGAUGGUAACCUCGUCAGUAGAAAAGUAAUGUGCAGCUUUAUACCUGUGUCUCAUUUCAGCCUGAAAUAUCACAAGGAGAGAGGGUUAAUUAUUUUUGUAAAAGCAGACACCUUCAGAUCUUUUCUCCCUCUGUCAACAUCCUUCUACCUCGGGCAGGUGAUCAGGAAGGUUAUUCGACGUGUAUCAACUCCUACACCAGAAAACCAAGGAGGUGACGGGUGGCUCAGGGACCUUCAGCACUCCCCCAUUAUGCAAGAAUAUGGGUCAGAGCAAGGAGACUUGUCCAGGAAAAGCCGGCGAAAGGAUGACAGAAGAUCAGGGGAUAAAAAGCACCACUCGUAGGGAUGGCUGCGCUCUAGCAGGUUUACAAGAACCAAGUUAGAUAUGUCCUGGGAACAAGCAUUCUAAGGGCUGAUGAGUUCCAGUGUUUGCGGUUAAGGCAAAGGUCCAGUGUGCAACUUUCUGCUUCACAAAAACAAAGGUUUUCACAUGAGAGGAGUCAACCCUUCUGACCUUCGCAUGAGCAUGAAAAACUCCCUCCUGGUCAAUCAAAGAACCGGGAGGUUCUCACUCUCUGACUGUGGUGGACCAGUGGACAGUGAUUCUGCUUCCUGUUUUGUGUGAAACAAUACGUGCCAUGGGUCCACUGGUGGGUUGAGAUCUUUUUUGUUUUAUUUUUUUUCUGGGGAGUUUGUUAUAAUGGCAAAGACUCCACACAGGUGCAACUGUGACCAAAGAUGGCACAAGAGCUCAAUCCACAUGCUGGGUGGAAAGAAUGAAGUAGACACAGUAACACAAAAACAUCAAAUGGAACACUUCUGACCCAACUUCAACACUCGCCUUAUAGUUUUUUUCUUGAACCCAUUGCUGUCAGGAUGUAAAUUGUUUUUGGGAUAUUUUUCCUUCCUUUUUAAAAACUUAACUAAAACAAAAGCUUUUUUUCUGUAUAUAAAACUACAGUGUGUAUAAUUCUUAAGAAAGGGGAUGCUACUGGUGAGAAUGCACUGAGGAAAAGGAUCUUUUCAAAUGCUUUCGUAAUUUACUGAAACAGUUCCACGUUCAAAGAUUUGCGUGAAACUUCACAAGUUCUUGUAUUAUUAAUUAUUAGAGCAGGUAUAAUGUUUGUAUAAGAAAAAAGCAGGUUUGAUUUUCACAAGAAAUUUCCAGGAAAAAAAAAUCACAAUUCCCAAAGUGGGAAUUGAGCUAAUCCUGCAAAAAAAAAACAGCCUUUCAGAGUACUCAUAUUUUCAUGCAUGCUGUUCACAUUAUUUUAAGUACAAUUUUUACAAGUUUGCAAACACUGUAUUCAAUGAGAAAUAAAACCCUUUAUUUAUACACAUAUAUCCCCAAACAUUUGUCACCGUUUUUAUAUUUUGAAUUGAAAAAGGACUCCAUUAAAGCAUUUAUCAUGCUGGGGUGAGAAUGAAAAAAGUUCUAUAGCUUGUGGAGGAUGUAAUGUCUUGUCUGUCUGUGUUAAGUCUUGGAGGGCAGCUUCUGCUACAAGGAUGAAGUGAUCUGAAUGUAAAUGCUAGUAGGCUGGCUCGCUGUAAAAUUAUAAUUGUACUGUGUGUAUUGGCUAUUAAGGUGUAGGAGUCUGUGUACACUGUUAGACUGUUUGUAGUCAUUUUAGCAGUGUGUCAAUUUGGUUUUCUAACGGCUGCUGUGGUAUUAAAGGAAAAACGGGGGCAUUUCACUUUGGGUUUUUUGGUGAAGUAUCUACUUAAUUUAAAGCCUACUCACAUUAAGGUCACAUAAAGACAUUAUUUGAUUGUAGCUCUAAAUAGCAUAAUGUAUGACAAAACACUGGAUGGUCAAAAUAAUAAUUUAAGCAUUAAAUAAAUUGUGUUUUAACUCUGAAACUGUGUGAUCUCUUUAGGCUUGAGAGUCUGUAUAUGCAGUGUCAAAUAGAAUUGUUUUCACUAGCUCACUCAUUUUUUUUUACUUUGCAUUAGGAAUUAUCUUUGUAUUGGUUUUCAUUAGAUGCCCAUGUAGUUCAAGUGUGGUGUUCUACUGAAGCAAUGGCUCAGUCUGCUGAUGUCUAUGCUGUGGACAUGAAAACUAUGUAUUUUUCUUUUCUUUUUUUGGGGGGGGGUUAACGGAAGUCAGUUAGGGUGCUAAAUCACAUCCCCUUCUACGACUAUGUCAAUCAGGGGGUAGAGGAUCCUUUGAUAUGGUUGAACUAUCAAUUUUUGUCAAUUUUGUUUGAUAUGUGUUUUCACCUGAGCAGAUUUUUUGAUGUACAAUUCUUACUAACAGAGUGAAGCCAUUGAAAUGUAACUAUUCUAGCACUUUGGUUAUUCAAGGUCUUUUAGGGGCUAUAGCAGCAAUGAUGCCACCACAAAUGUUUCAGACAUCUUUAAAAUAAAUCUUAUUAAAAAUAAAAAAAAAUAAAUAAAAAUGCAAUGA
Messenger RNA from Melanotaenia boesemani (Boeseman's rainbowfish), 9115 nucleotides. RefSeq names its product ankyrin-3-like. Gene Ontology annotation, cellular component: T-tubule. Gene Ontology annotation, biological process: protein localization to T-tubule; regulation of cardiac muscle contraction; signal transduction. NCBI's taxonomy places the organism in Eukaryota, Metazoa, Chordata, Actinopteri, Atheriniformes, Melanotaeniidae. The transcript has 45 exons. The record is from RefSeq and is a predicted model, not a curated record. Bases 236 to 7051 code for a protein of 2271 amino acids. Gene Ontology annotation, molecular function: protein binding.